Messenger RNA from Trichomonas vaginalis G3, 960 nucleotides. Its product is annotated as guanyl-nucleotide exchange factor protein. The coding region runs from base 1 to 960 and encodes 319 amino acids. The record is from RefSeq and is a predicted model, not a curated record. The transcript has a single exon. NCBI's taxonomy places the organism in Eukaryota, Parabasalia, Trichomonadida, Trichomonadidae.
AUGGAUUAUUUAUACAAGAAAUGUCCAAAUCCAAUGAACAAAAGAAUGACAGAUGAAGACAGACACAUAGAAAGAGUUACUUUCAGCUGCUUCAUCAAACAACUCGGAAUGAUUGACAACGUUUUGGAGUUGAUUGAUGCAUUGAAAUCCAAUAAAAAACCAAAUAUUUCACUGUAUUUCAAACAGAUGAUGGAAAUGAUCUACAAAACAAGGAGAACUUUGAAGCAGCAAAAACAAAAUUCAAACACCUUGAAGAUACAAAAUGGUUUUCUUUCAGAUAAAAUUGAUGAAAACUUCGAUAUUUACUUGGAGAGCUACAUGAAGAAAUGCAUAUUCUUGUUGAAUAUCGAACCAUCACUGAAAUUCAAUGUUGAAGAAAAUCAAGAUUUGUUCUCAGAAAAUUUGAAGAAAGUGACAAAUUUGAUUUGUUCUAUGUCUACUUUGGAAGAUUUGUAUUCAAUGAUGAUGAAGGCAAAUGAGGCAAAGGGAUACAUCUCUACAUCAAUAGCUUUGCUGUCUGAUCUCAUCAUAUCAAACAAAUUCAAAGAAACAACGAUUAGUUCUUUUGACAUUUUCAAGAAAAGUGACUUUUUCAUUCAAUUUUUCGAAACUCUUCCAGAAACAGGCGAAUUUAAGUCUCCUGUCAUCGAAGCAAUUCUUGAGAGAUCAAUACAGUACAUGUUUGAGCUCCAAAAUGAGCCUGCAGCUGUUUUGACAAUCGCAACAUUCAUUUUCAACAUUUUACAAGCGAUUGCCAGGAAAGACAAAGAUUUUGUUUUGAACAAACUUUCUCAAAUAAUUCAAAAAGUGACAAAAAUGGAGAACAAUCCCAUUUACACACGUGUUUUGUCACUCUGCACUUUAUACAUUUUUGUUAUGAUCAAAGAAAAUCCGAAACUUCAAAGUUUGGAUGUAGUUGGUCACAUCACUUCUCACAUUUUCCCUGAGAACAACAUCUAA